CUUCUGUUCGCCGCUGUUGUAAAUAGGAUGUUUGACAUGAAGAUGUCAUACUCGUACGAGCAGCUCUUUGUCAAGCCCAACUAUCUUUCGUGGCUCAAAAACGCUCUAAUUGGAGUUUCGGUUCUGACAUUUUCCACGGUCGUCUUCUUCGCACUUCACACAUCGCCUCACCUCCCAUUCCGACCGAACGACAUCGAGACUUCAUGGGUUCCAUCAGACCCGCCAUCAUGGCCGCCGCAGCCGGCCAACGAUAGUCGAUACACCGACCGGCUCGUCAAUUACAAACCUGAACAUCCCGUAUUCAGCGAGGUGCAACCCAUAGAAACCAAGCGCCUCGCCGUGUUACUGCCAACCUUUGAUGGACAUUUCCCCCAAGUCUUUCGCUACUUUCAAUCCGUCAAGUGUCUCUGCGUCGAUCAUGACAAGGUGGAUUGGCACAUCAUUGUAUCCAACUCCGCCGAAGUCGAAGGGCUUGCGAAGCUCCUUGCGACUCUUGAAGACUGUCACCAAACUUUCAGUCGUUGGAAAACACCGAAGGAUAAUGUUCCCGGGAAGGAUCCGAUUUUUAACAUCGUGAAUCUUUACGACAUCCUUCCCGCCAGACUGCGAACGGACCUAACACCCGAAGACACGAGCGGUUUAUUGAAGAAAUUCGACAAAUAUGCUUAUCAAUCGAUCAAGAAGAUGUCUGCAGCCGAGCAUUUUGACUACGACAUGGCUAUGUGGCUUGACUCGGAGGCGAUAUUUGUCGCGCCAGGCGAAAUCAGGGAUAUCUUUAAGGGACAUCUGCAAAACCCUAUCGUAUGGCGCUCGAGAAUGUCAUUCCAGGACCGCGAGAAGUUUCUGAUGAGCAAAGCAGCGGCUACUCUCGGGCGGUCUAUCGAUUCUUUCGGUGAUCAACUUUGGUUGUUGGAAUCUCUUCAGUGGAUCAUCGAGAAGCCUAUAUGGAAUGACAUGGUCUCAUCCAUUGAGAUGGCGCACGGUGGAAACUUUUGGGAUAUCUGGAUUGAGAACUCUUAUCCCUUUGAAUUGUUGGUAUACUACCUGCAUAUCAUCGCACGCAAGAUGGAGACAGCCAAUUCGAUAUUCUCGAAUUAUCGCAUCUUAGAAACGGAGCGUGAGCUUAUUCGCUUUGGACUAGCUGAAUCUAUCUCGGCAAUGGAGGGUAGAAGAGGAACAGGAUUUAUGGAACGACUCCCUCAUCUCAUUACCAAACCGCAUUCAGUCUUGGCACCGAACUUGAUAUCAUUUUGUCAAAGCUACUCUCUUCGUGCGUUGCGAAUGGACAACAUGGAUAACUUUGAAGAGAGUGCCCUGGACAGUUUCCUGAUUGACGGAGACGUCAAGAUGCUGGUGUCGGGAGCACCAGAUAUUCACAAGUGGUGGGAUGACCGGAUAAAGAAUGGCGAGAAUAUCGGCGACACAGAAACUGAUUAUAGUUAACUUAAACGUAGUAACAAAUGCAAUACUCAACAUUCCUCUUA
Fusarium verticillioides 7600 is the source of this 1484-nucleotide messenger RNA. RefSeq lists its product as hypothetical. The record is from RefSeq and is a predicted model, not a curated record. NCBI's taxonomy places the organism in Eukaryota, Fungi, Ascomycota, Sordariomycetes, Hypocreales, Nectriaceae. Bases 28 to 1443 code for a protein of 471 amino acids. The transcript is spliced from 4 exons.